Messenger RNA from Procambarus clarkii (red swamp crayfish), 1497 nucleotides. RefSeq names its product myophilin. Gene Ontology annotation, cellular component: actin cytoskeleton. Gene Ontology annotation, biological process: actin filament organization. The record is from RefSeq and is a predicted model, not a curated record. Lineage: Eukaryota; Metazoa; Arthropoda; Malacostraca; Decapoda; Cambaridae. Gene Ontology annotation, molecular function: actin filament binding.
GUCCUGCCCGGCCACAGUCACUCCUUUUCUGACCAAUAGUGUGUAUGUACCUCGGACCACGUACAGCUGCUUCUGGCUUCCUCGUGGUGGGUCGAUCCACAGUCAACAGUGAUUUGAAACAGAGACGUGGAGGGUGACCUUUAUUCAACGGUACCCUUUCAGAAGAGAAAUCUAGUUGCUUAACAUACAGCAGUUGACAAGACUAUAACCUCGCCUGUAGGUGACCAGGACAAAAUUGCGACUUCCUCUCGCCGGAACCCAUCCAUCAACAGUAGGCUUCCCCGUUGUUGACGCCAAGUUCCCCGGCCCGUCGACAACAAUUGUUGUUUGAUGUGAGAUUUUCCCGUAAACGUCAACGCCAAGUUUUCUCGUCGACACUAAGUGAUCCCACCGACACGUCAGGCCCGCCCGUUGACAAACAGACACGCCUCCCUUCCCAUUGCCCAUCACGCCACCUUCAAAAUGCCAAUGAAAUUUGCAGGUCAAGAAAAUGCUAACCUCAACUGCGCCGGGGACCCAGAUACGCUGGAGCCCCACAUGCGCGAUAGUAUUAAAGAAAACGAUAUUCUCAUCUGGAUUUACAACAUGAUCGACGAGGCUGCCAGGGUCGACUUCGAAUUUUUCCUCAAAGAUGGUUGUAUUCUUUGCAAGUUGAUGAACCGCAUAAAGCCCGGUUGCAUCCCAGAGGAAACCAUCACAUGGGAGGGCGCUCGUAGCAAGCAGAUCAACAUACGCAACUUCCUGGAGCAAGCAGAGACGUACGGCGUGCCCAAGGCCAAGCUCUUCUUUGUGGAGGACCUGUUGCACCUGAGACACAUCCCCAGGGUCACGAGGUGUAUCUACGCCCUGGCCAAGCUGGUAGCCGAGGAUCCUAACAUGGGCCCCGACUGUCCCAAGUUGGGAGACGAGCCCAGUUUCAUGCAGGACCAGCCCAAGAAGAAAGUGGAGAUUCCUGGUCACAGGGACACCAAGGAAGUCAUGGCCCAGCUUACAGCUCAGAAACCCAAAGAGGAGAAGAAGGUGGUGAAGCACUCGCUCUACCAGUGAGGAGGAGGCGGGAGAAGAAGGGGAAACAUAGACUGGAUGAGGUUUUCGUAGAAGACAGGGAAAGAGGAGGAGAAGAGUAAAUAUUCAGGGUGACAUGAGCAAUGGAUUUUUGACAAGGAUCAAUGUGCAGAGGGAAGAAGUGUGUGAGAGAUGCUAAAGUGACGGUAUAGAAGAGGACAUAGUAAAGAUUAUAUAUACUAAUGAACGGCUGCAGUAGCCACAUUUAAUUGUAGUCGUAUCACAUUUUUUAAGUAACAAGCAAAAUUUUUUUUUAAUUGGAAGACAAAGAGACGUAGAGGUCAGUAAAGCGAGCACCUUAAUCACCGGAAGUGCCCCUAUCACCUACGAGUGCGGAAGAUAUUCAAAAAACGUCGAAGCAAAUGCUAUGUAAAUCAUAUUUGAAAACCGACGAUUGCAUAUAUCUUAUAGGUAUUUUUUUUUUUUUAGUUC